This is a messenger RNA of Panicum virgatum (switchgrass), 2058 nucleotides long. RefSeq lists its product as uncharacterized. Lineage: Eukaryota; Viridiplantae; Streptophyta; Magnoliopsida; Poales; Poaceae. Bases 1 to 2058 code for a protein of 685 amino acids. The transcript is spliced from 3 exons. The record is from RefSeq and is a predicted model, not a curated record.
AUGGCCGUGGACAAGGUCGAGGAUCAAGGAUGGGACAAUGGAGAGAACUUUGACAUGAAUGUUGUUAGUGCUAUAUCUUUAAGUGUGCUGAUAGAUGAUGAUGCAGAUGGUGAUGCAAGUCAGCAGGAGGGUGGAGAUGAUGUAGGCAUGGCAUCAAAUCCAUCGAAGCCAACUAGAGGAUGGAAGAAAUUGAAGGCUGGGACUAGUAUUCAUUUAUCUCCUUCUAAGACCAAGCUGGUACUGUUCGCCAUCCCCAUCGCGCGACGGCACAGUUGGCUGGGGAAGUGGAAGCACCUUGCAAGGUUGCUGAGCAAGCUCUUGUGGCUAAACGGGAUCCAAGUCAUGGUCCUGUUUAGCCUUCUGUUUCAGCUGGUACUGUUCGCCAUCCCCAUCGCGCGACGGCACAGUUGGCCGGGGAAGUGGAGGCACCUUGCAAGGUUGCUGAGCAAGCUCUUGUGGCUGUCGUACCAGCUGGCCGACAAGACGGCGCUCUAUGUCCUCGGGCACAUGGCUAUCAGCAGCAGCCCGUCCAGCGAACACAGGCAGCUCAUGGCCCUGUGGGCGGCACUCCUGCUGGUGCACCUCGGCGGCCAGGACACCAUCACCGCGCUGGCCCCCGAGGACAACCGGCUUUGGAAGCGCCACCUGCUGACGCUGGUGGUGCAAACAGCCGGGGUGUUAUACGUCACCCCCGUGCACCGAGGAAGCAACAAGCAGCUGAGCGCUGCUGCUGGCUUGAUGGCAUUCCUUGGGUUCGUCAAGUUCGUCGAGAGAAUCUAUGUGCUCUGGUUCUCGGCGGACAUGAGAAAUGUCUUCGGCCUCGUCGGCCGGCUUGCUCCGCCAGCAGCAGAGGGGAUUUACACCAGCCCGCCGGGCCCAAUGCAGCAAGAGGAGGCACUGAAACUAGCACACCGCAUGCUCAAAUUCAGCAUGGGUCAAUUCAUCGAUGACAAAGCCGAGCUUGCUACAUACCAGAGAAGCGUCAUCAUGGCCCACCAUCAUGACAACGACACACUGUACAAGCUGGUCGAGCUGCAGCUGUCCUUGAUCCAUGACAUGUUGUACACCAAGUCGCCAUCGAUCCAUACAUGGCUGGGGUGCCUCAUCCGUGCCUUCUCGUGGGUCGCCACGGUGGUCACAGGCACGCUGCUGGUGUUCCAUUUUGUGAGCAGCACAAACUAUGGAGGCGGCGGGUUCGAUGCUGGAGUGACGUUCACCUUGCUAGCUGGAGCCUUCAUCCUGGAGACCGCGUCCUUGCUCAAGGCGGCAGGGUCGACAUGGACAGUUCAGAUAUUGGACAACAGAAGAUGGAAUGGCCUUCGCCGUAUGAUCCUCUUGUUCCGGCGGCUUGUCAAGGCGGCAGACUGCAGUCGGAGGUGGCCGGGCUUCAUCGGGACAUACAGGGAAGUCGCCGGCCGAUUACCUUGGUCCAGGGAUGGGUUAUCAUGGGAAGAGAUAAAGCCAAAAACCAAGGCAUACGUGCUGGAUGGGAUACGCAGGAUGGUGGCUGAUUGCCAGGGCAACGAGGAGAUGCUUAGGACCAGCCGAGGUGGGCUGUCGCUACAGCGACUACCAGUGCCUAAUCGACAAGAACAAGAACUUGUUCAGAAUAACAUUAUCCAUAACGAGUUUGAUGAGAGCAUCUUCAUCUGGACCUCAGUCAGCAGAAGAUUCGUUGAGCCCUUUGAAUCAUUGGAUGAAGCAAAUCCGUUGUGCCCCCUUCGUGAUGCAAUCAUACAGAUCUCCGAAUACAUGGGGUACCUCUUCAGGAAAAAACCCGACAUGCUGCCACCCCCUGUGCGCCAUGGGAUGCAAGUGCCAUUAGAAUUCACAGAUACAAAUAGGCGGAUCCACAAGGCGCUGAACCGUGGGGACUUUACGGAUCUGUCAAAGCUGGAGGCCGUACUUGGGGUGUGGGUGGAGAUGUUGUGCUACGCGGCCAGCUACUGCAACCGGAUGUCCCACACCACGGAGCUCAAAAACGGGACGGGCGAGUUCGCCACCAUCGUGUGGCUUGUAAGGGCUGCCCUCUUCCAUGCCUCAAGAACUAAUCGGUAA